GAAAAUUUCUGCUUCGUGUCCAACAUUCCAGGCACAAGCUCCUAAUUUUCCUCACAUUGAUUCAGUCCCCAACUACUUGCAGAUGGCUCCGUGCAGAAUGCUGAACCAGAUACCUCGGGAACUAACAGACUGGAAAAAUAAUAUGACACAUGAGGUGAAAAGACUGUUCAAAUAUGUGGGACAUUUACCGAGUCUUCUAAGCAUAACUCCAAAUGUUGCAAUCAUUCAAGCUCUACUUGAGUACUGGGAUCCAGAAGGUUCUAUUUUUCGAUUCGGUGAAUGUGAACUAACACCAACUUUAGAAGAAAUAGAAGGAUUAUUGCAGAUACCUGGGAAAGGUUAUCCUAUGAUAUAUCCAACUAAUGGAACAAGGGAACAGUUUUAUAGGUUUUUGGGAUUAAGGCAGGUUAGUAUGAACCAACAUCCGGAUGCGAGAUCGUGUCCGUUAGAGUUUCUGUAUGAACGAUUUGGAGAAAGAGGGUCCUAUGAACAGUACCGAACCGAUUUUUUUAUAAGUAAGGAGCAAUGGGUAGAGAAGCGAGUGCAAGCGUUUGGAUUAGCUUUGAUCAAUCUGUUGUUGUUCCCGCAAAAGCAUGGAAAGAUCACAUUUUUCACUAUCAACAUGGUUCAGAGCCUAUUUUCAGGGAUUAAUGGAAUGACCCCUACCUUGGUGCCUGUAAUCAUUGCCGACAUCUUCAUGGCCGCUACUGAAUGUCAAAAGAAAAGAGGUUUUUUUUAUGGGUCAAAUUUGAUACUCCAAAUGUGGGCAAUGGAGCAUCUAGCGAAGAGAACGCUCAAUCCUUUGGGAUCUUGUCUCCCCGCAGAGAAUUGGAUCGAAUCACACCGAGAAAGGGUCAAAAAGUAUUAUCGAAUUGCAUCUCCGACUCAGUUUAUUCAAGAGUUCGAUAACUUGACACCUGAGAAAAUACAAUGGGUUUUGGAUUGGACAAAAGUUAGGGAUCCGGUUUUCACGACUACCCAACACAGUUUUAUCCCCCUAGCAGGCACCAAUGGAUUGGUCGCAUAUAUUCCGCAACGAGUCAUGAGGCAAUUUGGGUAUCCGCAAAGAAUUUCGAUGAUACAAGGGCUUGAAAAUAUCAGACUCAACACAGUUGCUGAAAGUCGGAGCAUGGUAUUGGAAGCUUGGGGAAAUCUUCUUAGUUUAGAGAGCUUGCACUUGGAUCAAGUGAACAAAUUGGAACCUAAGGUCAUUUCAGAGUAUAAUGAGUGGAUCAAACUGACAAUUGAACAAGCUCGAAAGAAGUCACAGUCCGCUCCUGUCAGCCCUGAAGAGCAGAUAGACAAGCUGAAGAAAGAACUCGAGGAUUAUCAAUUGCAACUCAUAGUGGCCGACCAUGCCCUGGAAGACGCUCGAGCGCAAUUAAAGUGGGAGACAAGAAAAACUGAAAAGUUGGAGAGAGCCCUGGAUGCAUUUGACAAAAUUCGAGAAGGAAUUCGGAAGCUUAGUAUAGGAAGGUCUAAGGAGUCUCAACGUACUAGUUUAGCAAGGCAUGAGGAUUUUGUAAAAAUGGUCAAUCGAACCAUCAAUGAAGCUAUAUUUUUCACAAUUGCUACCCAAAGAAGCCCCAUCAUCACCAGGUCUCGAAGUAGAGCCUUGAGACAGCCUGUAAACAUGAGUUCAAUGCCUGAGGCUUCGGAAAGAUCUGCUAUGGUUACAUCACCGGACUUCACAGCAUUGGGAGCUCAGUUAAGUGAGGUACUUGACAAGUUCAAUGACUUAAGUGUUGAAAUGGCCGCACAGAGGCUUGUCAUUGAUCAGUUGGUAACAAGCAAUAGCGGUGGUGGUGUCCCAAAUGACCGAGAACCUGUCGAUACCCACCCACAUGCACAAGACAAUCAACCACCUCACACAUCCAAUGCCCAGACAACUUUCCUUCCUUCCUUCGCUAAUCCCCUUGAAAAUACCUUUACCCAACUAAAUUCAGACCUUUCCUAUACGCAUCCGAAUUAUAUACUGAUUAACCCAACCAGUAACCAAAUCCCUCAAACCCAUCCACAAACUAAUCUGAACGUUCCCCCCAACCCUCAGGAACCUCACCAUCACGUUGCAGCACCUUUUGUGUUGGACACUGCAGCUCAAGGGAAGGCGGCGGUAGAAGAACAACCUGUGCCUAUUGACAAAGAUCUGUUGAGAAGAUUGGAUCGAUUCGAUGAUUUUAUGAAAAAGAAUCAAGGAUUGAGCAGGCAUAGUGGGUUGGAUUACGAUGAAUUGUGUCUUUUCCCAGAUAUUCAGCUACCAUUGGGAUUCAAAACUCCCAAAUUCAGCAAAUAUGAUGGAACUGGAAAUCCCAAGACGCAUCUUAAGAUGUUUGCCAACAAGUUAGGUAAGCCAGUGGAUGAUGAAAAUUUGCCUAUGCGUCUAUUUCCGGAAAGUUUAGAGGGGGACGCUCUAGAUUGGUAUUCAAAUUUGAAAUCUGGAGAGGUAAAAACUUGGUUAGAUCUGUCAACAGCUUUUGUGAAGCAGUAUGAGUUUAAUUGUGAAUUGGCACCAACACGAACAACACUGGAGGGUACAAAAAGAAAGCCAUCGGAAGAUCACAAGACCUAUGCAAAGCGGUGGAGAAAGUUAGCUGCCAAAGUGGAGCCACCCAUGACUGAGGAGGAGAUUGUUCGUACUUUCAUCAAGGCUCAUGAUCCACCCUACUUCGAAGAGAUUUUUCGCAUGACUGGAAGUUCAUUUGCCGCUAUUAUUAACAAGUUUGAGGAAUACGACGAGUUUGUCAAGGCAGGGAAGAUUGUUAAUGUAUCGGCAUUGAAGUUGCAAUUGGAUGCUCUACAGAAUCAAAGCAACAUUGGGAAAAAGUCCCAAUUCAAGAAGAAAGAAGGAGAAACUGCUUUUAUAUGGGAUCAAGGCCCGUCUUUUAGACCCAAAAACCAUCCCAUCUAUUCUGUUCCUUACCAGUAUUACACCAACGCUCAACCAGUCUACCACGCUACUACCCAACUCCAUCAUUCCCGACCAAGUCAUUUGAAUACCUCACCAUUACCUCCGACUCCACAACCUAUCUUUCAAAAUCACUCCCGUCCCAAUUAUUAUCCCAGACCAACCCUACAAAAUAAUAACCCUUCUCAAAAUCCUUUUCAAACCAGGAAAGUGCAAAAUCAAAGGCAAUUUCGAACCUUCACCAAUUUGGGCCGACCCAUUGAUCAAUUGUAUGAGCAGUUAAGAGCAGCGGGAAAAAUUAGCACUGUUCCUCCCAAACUCUAUCCCAGAGGUCCUCCUGACAGUUAUGAUCCACAAGCAAUCUGUGCCUACCAUUCUGGAAGUCCAGGCCAUACCACUGGCAAUUGUUGGGCUCUAAAACAUAAGAUCCAGGAUAUGAUUGAUUCUGGAGACAUCGUUCUUAGAAGAAAGGGAGAGCAGGGACCGAAUGUUAGUAAGAAUCCUUUACCUGAGCAUGGGAACACUGUGGGAGUUAUCAUCGCUGAUGAAGAUUGUGUAGAUCCCACUCAGUACAUUGUAGAUGAAACUGAAGUGUUUGGCGUGAUGGAGGCUGAUCAUGCGAGAAUGAGAAAACUGUCGCCUGUUGAAAAGUCCAUGACUAAGGAUAAUGUCGAGGGAAAUUUGAAAUCUUUUGUGUUUGAAAAAGAAGAGCCAUUCAUAGCAGAAGGGGGAGUUUCCGAGGUUAACAAAGUUCCUUUUAUUCUGGAUCUGCCAUCUUUUGAAUGGGAUGUAUCAGAGCCUGUUAUUCUCGAAUUUCCAGAACAAAUGCUUGUCAAUAACUUGCAAGAGAUACCAUGGAACUAUGAGGAACCUAGUCUGUUGAUUGGAGAUAAAAAAUGCUUGAAGGAGGAGGUACCUACUAUUGCCAGGUUUGAAAAAGUUGCGAAAAAUUCCGAAAUCGGCGUUCAAUUCAAAGCCAAGGAUAAUUCUUCAACCCCCAAGCCUCUUGUGUCUGAAAAGGAAGCUGUGGAUUUUUUAAAGAUGCUGAAGAGAAGUGAGUACAAAACAGUGGAGCAAUUGGAUAGGAUGUCUACUCAAAUUUCUUUUCUGAAUCUUCUCUUGACCUCCGAGCUACAUAGAGAAGCAUUGCUCAAAAUUCUGAAUGAAGCUCAAGUCCCUAAGGAUAUUCCGGUGGAUAAAUUUUCUAACAUCGUGGGGAAUGUACUUGCUGCUAAUCAUAUUGCCUUCUCUGAUGACGAUCUGACUGUAGAGGGGAUCGGGCAUAACAGAGCCUUGUAUAUAUCAGUCCGUUGCAAUGGAAAGCUGUUGCCGAGGGUUUUAGUGGAUAAUGGGUCAGCGUUGAAUAUCUGUCCAUGGAACACUCUCACCAAGCUUGGAUUUCUUGAUAUUAAACUCCGUCCAUCUGCAACUGUGGUUCGAGGAUUUGAUAGUUCAAAAAGGGAAUCUAUGGGUGAAGUAGAUCUGGUAUUGGAGAUAGGCCCUGCUCAAUUCCAAGUUACUUGCCAAGUCAUGGACUUCUCCGGCGUUUACAAUAUUUUGCUUGGAAGACCUUGGAUACAUGCUUCCAAUUCAGUGCCAUCUUCGUUGCAUCAAAUAUUGAGAUUUAUUGCGAAUGAUCAACUCAUUACUGUGUUUGCUGAGGAUGACUGUACCAUGAUCGUUGAUGCAAAAUUCAAUGGUGAAAACAGACAAAGGAAUCCAAUUUCAGCUCAUCAUGUUGCUGACAUCGUCUCUGUGGGAUGGGCAUCCAGGGAUAAGUCUCUAACUCAUUCAGAUUUGCCAGAUGCCAGUAUUAUGAUGGCGAGGGAGAUGAUCCGAGGCGGAUACGAAAUAGGAAAAGGUCUUGGGAGAGAAUUACAAGGAAUUUUGGAGCCAAUAGAGAUCCCGACGCAGAAGGAUACAUUUGGAUUGGGAUUUCAUCCGACUGCUAAGGAUAGAAAGGAAAUGCAAGCUCGAAAACAAGCUGAAAAGAAGGGCAAGCAAACUGCCUUAAAUAUCCCGCCGCUAUAUCACACUUUUCCUCGUCCAUCAGAAGUGAUCAUGCCAGAAACAAAAAAUUUUGUGGAAGAAAUUGAAGUGGACCUAUCUCAAUUAUUUGUCGGGGCAAUUGAUGAAGAGGAGCCAUCAGAGAAUUUAGAAUUUUUGCCAAUUAUCGAGGGAGCCAUUCAAAAUUGGACUGCUGAUUAUUUUCCCUCUCGAAGGGAAUUUCGAUGGCCACAAAUAAAACCCUUCGACCCUUUGGAUGUCACCAUUUUGGAAUUCGAUGGCUGCAAUCUCGAUAUCUCUCAUGAGCUUGAAAUCAUGCAAUCUGAAAUUCAAAACGAGAGCGACAAUGAGGAAGAAUUUGAGUCUGUUUCCAGAGAUUUAAUACAGUAUGAAGAGAAAUCCAAACCCAACUUAGAAGAAACAGAAAUCAUCAAUAUUGGCACUAAGACCGAGGUUAAAGAGGUUAAAGUCAGCAUUCAUUUGAAUAAGAAACAGAAGGAGGAAAUGAUUGAAUUCUUAAUGCUAUUUCAAGAUGUGUUCGCAUGGUCCUACGAUGAUAUGCCAGGGAUCUCUACAGAUAUAGUGGUUCACAGGUUGCCAAUUGAUCCAAAUUUUUUACCUGUAAAGCAGAAGCCGCGUAAAUUCAAACCAGAAAUGAGUCUCAAGAUAAAGGAACAAGUUGUGAAGCAACUCAAUGCUAAGAUAAUCAUGGUGUCUCAUUAUCCCACCUGGCUAUCGAACCCUGUGCCAGUGCCUAAGAAAUCUGGUGAAGUGCGAGUAUGUGUUGAUUACAGAGAUUUGAAUAAGGCCAGUCCGAAAGACGAUUUUCCUUUGCCAAACAUUCAUAUUCUUUUGGACAAUACUGCUGGACACGAAAUUGAAUCUUUUGGUGAUUGUUUUGCUGGGUAUCAUCAAAUUUUAAUGGCAGAAGAAGACAGAGAGAAAACCUCUUUUAUCACCCCAUGGGGAACCUUUUGUUAUCGAGUGAUGCCUUUCGGGCUGAAAAAUGCUGGAGCCACUUAUCAGAGAACCAUGACUACUUUGUUCCAUGACAUGAUUCACAAGGAGAUGGAGGUUUAUGUGGAUGAUAUCAUAAUUAAAUCCAAGAAGGUUGAUGACCAUUUGGUUGAUUUAAAGAAGCUGUUUGAAAGAUUGAGGAAGUAUAAUUUGAAGUUGAACCCUGCAAAAUGUGCUUUUGGAGCUCCGGCUGGUAAGUUAUUGGGUUUUAUUGUCAGCAAAAAGGGCAUAGAGAUAGAUCCUGCGAAAAUAAAAGCAAUUCGAGAUAUGCCCAUUCCAAAAUGUCAAAAAGAUGUGAAAAGUUUUCUUGGAAAGAUCAAUUUCAUUGGCCGAUUCAUUGGACAGUUAACCUCUACCUGUGAGCCUUUGUUCAAAUUGUUGAAAAAAAAUGCGUCAAUGGAUUGGAAUGAAGAUUGUCAACAGGCUUUUGAUAAGAUCAAGAAUUAUUUGUUAAAUCCUCCGGUCUUAGUGCCACCUCAGCCAGGGAGACCUCUGAUUAUGUAUUUGUCUGUUCUUGAUGAGGCUGUCGGAUGCGUUCUGGGACAGCAUGACGAGUCUGGGAGAAAGGAACAAGCCAUCUACUAUCUGAGCAAGAAAUUUACAGCAUAUGAGGCCAACUAUUCUUUCCUUGAGAGAAGUUGUUGUGCUUUAGCAUGGGCAGCUCAGAAAUUGAGACAUUAUUUGCUCGGUUAUACCACUUACUUGAUUUCCCGUUCCGAUCCUCUGAAAUACCUGUUGGAAAAGUCGAUGCCCACGGGACGUAUGGCUAAGUGGCAAAUGAUCCUUUCCGAAUUCGAUAUUGUCUUCACAACACAAAAGGCAGUCAAGGGUCAAGUUAUAGCAGAUCAUUUGGCAGAAAAUCCAAGAGAUGAUGAUUAUCAGCCAUUGCAUACCUACUUUCCUGAUGAAGAAAUCCUGUUCGUUGGAGCGGUUGAGGACAUGAGUGAGCAGUAUCCUGGAUGGAGGUUAUUUUUUGACGGGAAACAUUAUCCUGCUACUGCCAAAUUACGAUUUCCUUGUACCAACAACAUGGCUGAGUAUGAAGCUUGUAUUUUUGGAUUGAAAAUGGCAUUGGACAUGGAGAUCAAGGAUCUGAUAGCAUUCAGUGAUUCAGAUUUACUUGUGCACCAGACGCUUAAACAGUGGGUAACUCGGGAUUCAAAAAUUAUGUUGUAUCAUUGUAACUUGCUUAGUUUGGCCAGCAAAUUCAGGAAUUUGGAACUCAGACAUAUUCCCCGCACUCGUAAUGCCUUUGCUGAUGCUUUAGCUACUCUGUCUUCGAUGAUCCAACAUCCAGAUGAGCUGGUGAUUGAACCUAUACAGAUUCAACUUCAGAAUAGGCCAGCGCAUUGUCUGGUUACAGAAAGGGUCACUGAUGGUCGCUCCUGGUACAAGGAUAUUAAGGAAUUCAUGAAAACAGGAUCCUACCCUCCUGAUACUGAUUCUGUUGCAAAAAUUUUCUUACGCAGAAUGUCAUCAAGAUUCUUCUUGAAUGGAGAAGUGCUAUACAAGAAAACAUCUGAUUUGGGCCUUCUGAGAUGCAUCAAUGAAGAGGAAGCCGAUUAUAUGAUGAAAGAGAUGCAUAGUGGGGUUUGUGGGCCACACAUGAAUGGGCAUCUACUGGCUAAGAAGAUCAUGAGAACAGGAUAUUUUUGGCUUACCAUGGAUAUGACUGCUCCAUGGCCAUGUUCGAUCUGGGGAAUGGAUGUGAUCGGAACUAUUGAUCCUUCUGCUUCAAAUGGGCAUCGAUUCAUUUUAGUGGCGAUUGAAUAUUUCACCAAGUGGGUUGAGGCCGCAUCCUAUAAGCAUGUGACUAAGAAAGUGGUGUCGGAUUUCUUGAGAAAUAAUAUCAUCUGUCGUUUUGGGGUACCAGAGACGUUGAUCACUGAUAAUGCCAAGAACCUCAAUAAUGAUAUGGUGGAUGGAUUAUGUGAACAGUUCAAGAUUAAACAUCGAAAUUCGGCCAUUUACAGGCCUCAGAUGAAUGGAGCCGUUGAAGCUGCAAAUAAAAAUUUGAAAAAGAUUCUUAUGUAUGGAAUGGAAGCAGUCCUGCCUGCAGAAGUUGAAAUUCCUUCCUUGCGCAUUCUGAUGGAAGCUCAGAUAGAAGAAGCUGAAUGGGUUAGAGAACGUCAGGAGCAGUUGUCUCUAAUUGAUGAAAAGAGAUUGAAUGCCGUCUGUCAUGGACAAUGUUAUCAGCAACGAAUGGCCCGUGCUUACAACAAAAAGGUUAAGCCCCGUUUGUUUGAAGUUGGAGAUAAGGUUUUGAAACGGAUUCUUCCAAUGCAAGAUGAGGCUAAAGGGAAGUUUGCUCCCAAUUGGCAAGGACCAUUCAUUGUUAAGAAAGUGCUAUCCGGAGGAGCGCUUAUCCUUAUGGAAAUGGACGGUCAAAUUUUUCCCCAACCAAUCAAUGCAGACAUGUGCAAAAAGUUUUUCAUUUGA
This is a messenger RNA of Coffea eugenioides, 8368 nucleotides long. RefSeq lists its product as uncharacterized. Gene Ontology annotation, biological process: DNA integration. Lineage: Eukaryota; Viridiplantae; Streptophyta; Magnoliopsida; Gentianales; Rubiaceae. The transcript has 7 exons. The record is from RefSeq and is a predicted model, not a curated record. Bases 83 to 8368 code for a protein of 2761 amino acids. Gene Ontology annotation, molecular function: RNA-DNA hybrid ribonuclease activity; nucleic acid binding.